UUUACGAGGCUCGAGGAGUGUGUGAUAAUGUUUUUAUUUCUGUACAUUUUAAUUAUUGUUAACUUUUGUGAAGGAUCAAAUUUCACAACAUCUCGUGUUGUUCUCAUUAGUCAGGGAUAUGUUAGAGGAUAUAAGCUGCCUGAUUGGGAUAUAUUUGUGUAUUACGGGAUACCCUAUGCUACUUCACCUACGGGACGGGAUCGUUACAAGCCACCUCUUCCUCCGCCGGUUUGGAAUAAUACUUUAGACGCAGUAUACAAAAAUAUUGCAUGCCCUCAGUACUACAACAAAAGUACCAAUUACUAUAUUAAGGGAAAUUGUCUCACAGUCAACGUGUAUGUCCCAGACACAAAUGCGACUAACUUAUCUGUAUUGAUGUAUAUAUACAGAGGCUCAUUUCAAACUGGAUACGCAGGGGAAGUACUGUUCAAGAAUUUAGUUCAAACUAAACGACUUAUUGUUGUCACUUUUAACUAUCGCCUCGGUGCUGAAGGCUUUUUAUGUUUAGGCACAAAAAACAUUCCAGGUAAUGCUGGCAUGAAGGAUCAAGUAUCUGCACUGAAAUGGAUAAGAAAAAAUAUUGCCUAUUUUGGUGGUAAUCCUGACGAUAUUACUAUAGAUGGAAGUAGUGCAGGAGCGAAGUCUACUGAUCUUUUUGUUCUGUCUAAAAUGACAAAAGGGCUUUUCGCUAAAAUGAUCACUGAAAGCGGUGGAAGCCUGCAAGCCAAUAGCAUCCAAGUAGAUCCAAUAAAUAAUGCACUACAAUAUGCAAGCUUAGUAGACUUUCAAGCUGAUACAAUAGAACAAUUGGAAGAGUUUUAUUUGUCUGCUUCUUUCGACACUUUAUUUGCUUUUGAUCUUGGAGACAGACAUAAUUAUUUAUUUAAGCCUUGUGUUGAACGAGACAUUGGCCAAGAAAGAUUUCUGGAUGAUAGUCCAUACAAUAUAAUAAAAAACGGCAACUAUCAUAAAUUGCCAAUGCUAUAUGGUUUCACUGCACAAGAAGGUAUAUUAAGAAUGGAGACAUUUGAUGAAUGGAGUGUUCAAAUGAAUGCAAAUUUUGCUUCAGUGCUACCUAUAGAUUUAAAUUUCCCAAGCAUACGAGAAAAAGAAAAAGUAGCACACCUUGCAAAGCAACACUAUUUUGGAGAUGAAGACGUAGACACACAUUCAUACACAUACAUUUUGUCCUACGUAACCUAUUUUACUGACGUUCUUGUAUAUCCAUUUAUAAGAGCGGCUAGAUUGUAUGAUGAAACUGGUAAUGAUAAGCUAUAUUUAUAUCAAUAUGCAUUUGUUGAUGAAGAAUCAAGUCAAAUUAAGUAUACUAAUUUACGUGGAGCAACACACUGUUCACAAGCUGAUGCCGUUCAGGAUAGUUAUAACGAAUGUUGCAUUUCAAAUAGAUAUAAAAAAAUAAAAUCUAUCAUGCGAGAACUGUGGCUUAAUUUUAUAACUUCAGGAGAGCCGGUACCAAAGAACUCUUCGUUAGUGCCAUGGCAACCAUUUACAUCAGAUUGGUCUUAUAUGUUCCUCGAUGACAAUUUUCAUAUGACAAGUAUCUAUGAGAAUAGUGCACUGUUUUGGGACCCUAUAUAUGAAAGAUACUACGACAAUCCAAUACCACCUUAUGAUUUUUAGAUAAAACUUACCUCAUAACCUCUUCAAGUAAUUGAGUUUGAAAAUAAAAGAGUGCACGAA
Messenger RNA from Leptidea sinapis, 1701 nucleotides. RefSeq names its product para-nitrobenzyl esterase-like. The record is from RefSeq and is a predicted model, not a curated record. The transcript is spliced from 3 exons. The coding region runs from base 28 to 1641 and encodes 537 amino acids. NCBI's taxonomy places the organism in Eukaryota, Metazoa, Arthropoda, Insecta, Lepidoptera, Pieridae.